AUGAAUUCCUGUGUAACUUUGGAGCAAAAAGAAGUGCUCCAGUCAAUUUCAUAUGAACUUGUUGUUGGUUUCAACUUCUCUCUAACCGCAAUUUCAUUUCUCUUCACAACAAUCGCAAUAAUCAAACUAUUAUCUCAAUCAAUCAUCCAAUCUUCCACCAAAAUCUUCUUGCUUUCAAGUUUAUUCUAUGUCUUCGUUCAAAACAUUGCCUACGGAAAAUUAAAAAUCAACAUGAUUUGGGAUCUAUUAUUCAAAAUGAAUGACUCAUGUUAUCCUUAUUAUAAAAUCACGGAUUGUUUGUUUAUUUUAAAAGGUUUGAUGAUGGCCUCAUGUGGACUUAUGGUAAAUCAAUCAUUUAUGAGUUUGGAUCGAAUAUUUCACCUAAUUUCUCCUGGGUUUUACAAAGAUUUGAGAACUAUUCCAGCGUGGAUAGCUGUAAUAGUAACAUUUUUUGUGAGUUUUUUCACAUUCGAAAUUCUCACAAUUGGUGAUCCUUUGGAAGGACAAGUUCUAACAUGCGCUUAUUUCCCGCGAAAAUCUGCGAAACAUUACGAACUAUUUCUAUCAACAAUUUUCUAUUUAUCAAUUGCCCAUUUUAUUAUUGAUACUAUAAUUUUCAAGUUGGUUCUGAUGAGAAAACAAAAAGUGAAGUGAGUUGAAACUACAAUUUCAAAAAUUCCCAAUUAAUUUCCUCCUCACAAUUAGCAGUUCCUUCAACAUGCUCGAAAAAUAUCACGCGAAGGAGUCCUUAAAAUCAAUUCAAUACGUCGUCUUGAUCUCAUCGGUCCAAUUUCUUGCUCAAGUUUUAUCAUCGUGGUGUGUCAGUGUAUUCUUGAAUGUUGGUACAUUUUUGUCAUCUUCGUACUAUGCAAUAACUUCUUCUCUCACCUACGUACGUUUAUUUUUUAAUUUAAUUUUGUGCAAUUAUAUUGCUUUCAGUCACUACCAUAUUUCUGUGUGAUUCAUCCAAUUUUAAUAAUUUGGAUGUUGAGAAGAACUCGAAUCGAGAGACAACAAAGCAUUCAAAAAAUGCGAUCACAAAGGGAAACACAAGAUGAACACAUGUCAAGAAUGACCGAUGCUUGGGCUUGA
Caenorhabditis angaria is the source of this 1092-nucleotide messenger RNA. The record is from the annotation of a GenBank genome assembly. NCBI's taxonomy places the organism in Eukaryota, Metazoa, Nematoda, Chromadorea, Rhabditida, Rhabditidae.